This is a messenger RNA of Maylandia zebra (zebra mbuna), 1037 nucleotides long. The record is from RefSeq and is a predicted model, not a curated record. NCBI's taxonomy places the organism in Eukaryota, Metazoa, Chordata, Actinopteri, Cichliformes, Cichlidae.
CUGGUGGACAUCUUAAGUUCAUGUAGACACGUGCCUGCCACUACUGUCCCAGAGUUCUUUGCAUUCGCGUUUCAUUGGAACCGAACAGUGACUGGACGAGGCAAGCUAACGCCAAAAAAGCUAACUAGUGUGCUAAGUAGGCUAACAGCAUGGAAGGACUGGAUGAGGUCACAGUGUCGGUUUUAAAGGCUGCAAACAUCAGCGAGGGAAUGAUGGGCACCCUGUCUCGUGAAGACUUGCAGGAUCUUUUCCCAGGCCCAGAGAACUUUUUACGGAGAAAAGCUGUCUGGCGUGCCUGUCAGGAUGUACUGGAGGAAUCUGGCCAAGAUGACUCAAAAUCUUCAACCAGCUCCUCCAUUAAUGAGUCACCCAAGCAACAGACAUCCACUACUGUAAAUGCAACUGCUGCAAAAUGCACAAGCCCUGAAAAGGUUGUGAAGUUAUUCUAUCCAGAAUAUGUAUUGCACACUGAGCUUGAGCAAGUCCGCCAACAAUACUUUGAGUUGUCAAAGAAAGGUGAAGAGCGCAGCUGCAAAAUGUCAAAGGAGCUCAGAUGUCGGCUCAUCCGAAACACCAUGACUAGUAUGAUUGCAAUCCUGAGGGCAAAAGGGGAUGGAGAAUCGCAUAGAUACCCAUCAAAACCAGAAAUUACAGCAAUGGCAAAGAGAAUAGUGCAGUACUACCCUAUGCUACAGGACCAAGGCAUCAAGAAUACAUGGGUUACUGUGUACACACAGCUAAACAAAAGACUGCAAAAUGUGAGAUCCCCACAAAAAGCCACUCCAGAUGGGAGACAUUCAAAGAGCUCUGCCAAGAGGCGACGUCUUGAUCAGCCAAGUGACGUAGAAGAAAUGGAUUCAAGUGACUCAACAAUCAUUCUGGAUCUGUCCACAGAAGGGAGGAGCAGCCCAGAGUCGGCCAGUAAAACAAGUGAGUUAGAAGGGAUUGACGACACUAAGGAAGCACUUGGAGGAGAGACGGGCACUCACUAUCACACACGGAAGGAGGGACGCACUAUCACCAUUGUUGCACCGUGA